GCUGCGCGGCGCACGGCACGUCCGCCCUCCCGCAGCGCCCCGCCGAGCAGCAGCAGGAGCAGGCCCCGGGCCGGGCGGGCCCCGCCAUGGUCGGCCGGGAGAAGGAGCUCAAGAUCCGCUUCGCACCGGGCCGCUGCGAGCUGGUGGAGGAAGAUGUUGAUAUUCCCAGUAGGCGAGCUCUCAUUACUGGUGCUACAGGACUUCUUGGCAGAGCUGUGUUUAAAGAAUUCAAUGAAAAUAAUUGGAAUGCAGUUGGCUGCGGAUACAGGAGAGCUCAGCCCAGAUUUGAACAGAUAAAUCUUCUGGACUCUGUUGCAGUUCAUGACAUUAUCCAUGAUUUUCAGCCUCAUGUUAUAGUGCACUGUGCUGCUGAGAGAAGGCCAGAUGUUGUAGAAAAUCAACCAGAAGCUGCUUCUCAGCUCAAUGUGGCUGCUUCAGGGAACUUAGCAAAAGAGGCAGCUGGAGUUGGAGCAUUUCUGAUCUACAUUAGUACAGACUACGUGUUUGAUGGAACAAAUCCUCCUUAUAAAGAGACUGACAUACCAAAUCCCCUGAAUUUAUAUGGUAAAACCAAACUGGAGGGUGAAAAGGUAGUCCUGGAAAAUAAUGAAGGUGCUGCAGUACUUAGGAUUCCUGUCUUGUAUGGAGAGGUGGAAAGGCUGGAGGAAAGUGCUGUGACUGUUAUGUUUGAUAAAGUGCAGUUCAGUAAUAAGUCUGCCAAUAUGGACCACUGGCAGCAAAGAUUUCCUACUAACGUCAAGGAUGUAGCAAGUGUUUGCAGACAGCUAGCAGAGAAGAGAAUGCUGGACCCAUCGAUAAGAGGCAUGUUUCACUGGUCUGGCAAUGAACAGAUGACUAAGUAUGAAAUGGCGUGUGCCAUUGCAGAUGCUUUCAACCUUCCCAGCAGCCAUUUGAGACCGAUUACUGAUUGUCCGGUUGUGGGUGCUCUCCGUCCGAGGAACGCUCAGCUGGACUGCUCCAAGUUGGAGAUGCUGGGGAUAGGCCAGAGAACACCAUUUCGAGCAGGGAUCAAGGAAUCUCUUUGGCCUUUCCUCAUUGACAAGAGAUGGAGGCAGACAGUCUUCCAUUAGUUUGUAACUUUUUUAGUAAAAGUAUGGUAUGUGGCACUUUUUUAAAAGAAAAAAAAACAUAGUUUUGUAUGAGUGUUCUUAAAUUGUGACAUUUAUGAGUUUUCAUUUAAUCAGGUAAACAAAUGGUCUUGCACUAGUGAAGUCGUUAGCCUAAAAAACGUUCAGUGACAAAAACUGAGCCUAUUUGAUGUCCUGGAUCUUUCUUUCCAUUCGUACCAGUCUAAGUUAAUGUCUGUUCCCGGCAGAUUAUGGUUCUUGUCAAUCAGUACCAUUUGAUGCUAAGAAUGACUCAGCUCACUUGUAGACUUACUUUUGGCUGAAAUCUGUGGUUGAUGCUUAAGGUCUGUGCCAUUGUUGUAUAUACCAUUUCUCUUCAUUAAAAGACGUGGUCGGUUACCACCA
Messenger RNA from Pezoporus flaviventris, 1493 nucleotides. It is a transcript of the gene MAT2B, whose product is annotated as methionine adenosyltransferase 2 non-catalytic beta subunit. Bases 87 to 1091 code for a protein of 334 amino acids. Lineage: Eukaryota; Metazoa; Chordata; Aves; Psittaciformes; Psittacidae. The record is from RefSeq and is a predicted model, not a curated record. Gene Ontology annotation, molecular function: methionine adenosyltransferase regulator activity. The transcript is spliced from 7 exons. Gene Ontology annotation, biological process: S-adenosylmethionine biosynthetic process. Gene Ontology annotation, cellular component: methionine adenosyltransferase complex.